AUUAAAGUUUUGAUUUAGUCGAAUCUCAUUUCGCCAUUGCAUCACGCAAUCAAUAGAAGGGUUACUUUCAUCUGUGAAAUCAGUUAACACUCAGUAGUCGUUAAGUCGCAUUAGUGUUUAUUUCAAUAUAUCAAUUAGUAGUUAAGUGAAUGAACACGAAGAAGACAGCACAAGUUGUAAAAUGUAUUUCAAAGCACCGUACAAAAGCAAAUAUUGUACCUGAUAAAUAUAUUAUAAUGUAGUACUGCAAAUGAAAUUCUAUAGAUUAAAUUUUCAUCGGAGUCUCCAUGUUUUAUUAGUGUCCAUUAGCAACGCUAAAUGAUAACACUAAUAAUUUUAAUACUCAAAUAUUUGUAUAUUGGCUUACACACAAUCUUAUGUUUAUGGUUUCAAACAUUCCAAGAAACUUUGAAUAAAAUCCAGGCCAGUUCUGAAGGAAAGAUAAUGUAUACUUCAAAGUCAGAGAAUCAUGUCCUGCAGGAUACCACUUUUAAUGACGCUGCCGCCGGAGUUAAUCAUCUUCAAGAGGAGACUAAAUUUUUCUAUAAAUGCAGUGCUCGGAUACCUGCUCGUUUAGUACUUUAUUUUUUAUCAUGGUCUGGUUUUCUGAUAUCUUUUAUGAUGCGUAAUGAUAUGAACUUUGCCUUGGUGGCAAUGGUAAGUUCAUUAGAGAAUUCAAAUUCAUCUGACAUAGCUUACCCGAGUAUUAACCAAACUCUGUGGGCUGGUUUCGAUGAUGCCAAUAACAAAGUAACUGUGAAAAACUCAACAAUGAACUCAGAAUAUAAUGAUGACUUAUAUGAUUGGUCCAACACUGUAAAGUCAAUAAUACUAAGUUCUUUUUACUGGUGUUAUGUGGUGUCCCAAGUUGUCGGUGGAAUUGCCACACAAUAUCUUGGUACAAAACGAGUAUUCGGUUGGUCCCAAUUCGCAACUGCAUUAUGCAGUUUACUCAUUCCUUUUAGUGCCGACUUGCAUCAUUCCGCUGUGAUAAUAUUACGAUCAGUACAAGGUUUCGCAUCAGGUUUAACUUGGCCGGCGAUGUACGCAAUGGUUGGCUAUUGGAUUCCAUUGGCCGAAAGGUCGCGAUUUAUGUCUAGUUUUCAAGGAUUUAGCAUAGGUAUCGGAUUAACAUACCCACUAUGCGGAUUUAUAAUUGACAACUUUGGCUGGCGAUAUGUUUUUUACACUACCGGAUCGUUAGGUAUAAGUUGGUGCAUAUUGUGGUACUAUCUGGCCUAUAACACACCAAAGGAACAUCCCCGUAUAUCUGCUGAAGAAAUUGAAUAUAUUGAAGCUAGUGUUAGCUCCGAAGCAAAAGAAGCAUGUGGAAUGAAAGUUCCAUGGAUGUCAAUUUUCACAUCCCCGCCAGUAUAUGCGAUUGCUAUAACAACAUUUGGCCGCAUUUGGAUUCAUUAUAUAUUCAUUGUUUGUGGCCCAAACUUCAUGAAAAAUGUGCUCAAGUUCAAUUAUCAAGCCAACGGCUUUCUAUCUGGCAUGCCCUUUAUUUGCUCUUAUAUUUCAUCUGUGCUAUUUUGCUACAUCGCGGACAAAUUGAUGCUGAGCGAUUGGAUGACUCUUACACACGUUCGUAAACUUUUCACCGCUGUGUCACAGGUUGUCCCUGGCAUUCUGAUAUAUUGGAUAGGUUAUAUUGAUCACAAUAUUAUAUUGUUAUUGGUCAUUUGGUUUGUGGCAGUUACGUUUAUAACAGCUUCAUAUGCUGGUGCAAUGGCUAAUAUUGUAGAUAUUGCCCCAAAUUUGGCUGGGCCAGUCCUUGCAUUUUGCCAAACGAUUCAUAUGACGGCUUCUUUUCUAUCCCCGUUGAUGUCAGGUGUAAUUGUUACAAACGAGAGUUCAAUUGAGCAAUGGCGUAAUGUUUUUGCUGGAUCAUCAGCAAUCGCUGUUUUGACUUACGGUGUAUAUCAAAUAUAUGGAACAGCAGAAAUACAACGUUGGAACUACCCACAAGCUCAAAUGGAUGGUUCCGCAGAAGAGAGCGAAAUUCUUAAAAAGAGGAAUGAUGACUGCAUGCUUAAAGAUGACGUGCAGACAAUCUAAUUGUAAAUGUAAUUAACCAACUAAAAACUCUUUUAUAUUUUUUCUAUCACUUCAUUUAUAAGCUUUAACUUAUUAGUAUAUACGUAUAUGUCUAUAUUAUAUGUAUUUAUGUACAUAUAUCCAGAUAAAAAGUUUUAAACACAUGUACUUAGGGUUUUCUAUAUUACUCAUCUACAAAAAUCUUAAGUUCGGUUGUAUGAACGAUUGACAGCAGAAAAACUAUUCUUUUUCAUCAGGAUAUAUACCAGGAACCGACCCAUUCCUUAAAAUCGUUAGUUUAGCAGGAAUACUAUCCUUUUUUCUGGGAUCUGCACCAGAGAGGUAAAUUCAGUAAUGUAAUAAAAAGAUAUUUAAUAUUUUGACGAUGUUGACGAUAAAAAAAAACCUUAAAUAAGCCUAAAUGAUGCUUUUUGUAUAUCUAUAUGCUUAGUUGAAAUUAGCAGUACACUCUAUGUUUUGUGGGAAAUAAAGUAAAAGUGGUAAAAAAAUUUUCACCACUAGCGCUAAUCAAUAAGGAUUUAAUAGUUUACAAAACGAGUUUAGUCUUUUUCGAUAUUUUAAAUUAUAUCUCCAAAUUUGUAUGUCUUCACUAUUCUUUCAUUGUCGGUCGCAAUUAUUUAAAAUGUCAAAUCCAAAACACAAUUCAGAAGAAACCAAUUCAGUUACUACGUUUAUUCCAGGUCUAUUAGAUCCAUGUCAUAGCUCUUAAUUAUUUCUGCACAAUAAUUUCUUUUAUAUCUGCAAUGAUGAAGGCGGUAUACUUUAAUAUUAUCUAUUUUAUUAUAUAAUUGUAUUUUAGUUACACAACUAAAUUUAUUUUCAAUAAAAUUUUGUAAGACACUUGCGGCGGAAUGCCGUAAUAUCAUAGAAUGCAUGAUGGUUAAAAAA
This is a messenger RNA of Ceratitis capitata (Mediterranean fruit fly), 2949 nucleotides long. RefSeq names its product sialin (gene MFS17). Gene Ontology annotation, cellular component: plasma membrane. The record is from RefSeq and is a predicted model, not a curated record. Lineage: Eukaryota; Metazoa; Arthropoda; Insecta; Diptera; Tephritidae. Gene Ontology annotation, molecular function: transmembrane transporter activity. Gene Ontology annotation, biological process: monoatomic anion transport; transmembrane transport. The transcript is spliced from 5 exons. The coding region runs from base 319 to 2061 and encodes 580 amino acids.